This is a messenger RNA of Hydra vulgaris (swiftwater hydra), 1703 nucleotides long. RefSeq names its product cell division cycle protein 20 homolog. Gene Ontology annotation, biological process: positive regulation of ubiquitin protein ligase activity; positive regulation of anaphase-promoting complex-dependent catabolic process; anaphase-promoting complex-dependent catabolic process. NCBI's taxonomy places the organism in Eukaryota, Metazoa, Cnidaria, Hydrozoa, Anthoathecata, Hydridae. Gene Ontology annotation, cellular component: anaphase-promoting complex. Gene Ontology annotation, molecular function: protein binding; ubiquitin ligase activator activity; anaphase-promoting complex binding. The record is from RefSeq and is a predicted model, not a curated record.
GAUCAUAAAUCUUUCAAAAAGAAAAUCUUAUGGCUGAUCGAAAAUCAUUUUUAAAAGGUUGCACAAGAGAACCUCUAUCGCCCAUAUCAAAUGAAACAGCAUCUUCUCGAACUCCUUGUCGUAGAUUAAAAGACCCUAAAUAUGAUACACCUUCACGAUCACCUGGUUAUAGAAGAAAAUGCACUAAUAAUGAAGGAACUGGUUAUGAUCGGUUUAUUUCAAAUCGAGCUUUGAUGGACCCUCAAAUUGGGCACCACAUGUUUAUGAAAAAUGAUAAUGAAAAUGAUUCUGAAAAUAAUGAAUUAUCAGAAAUGAUGAAGCAAAGUUUAGGAACAGCUGACAACAACGGGACUCGAAUUCUUCAGAUGAAAAUAAAACCACCAGUGUGCAAAGAAGGUGAGAUCCAUAUGAAGACCUUGUACACAAAAAGUAAACCUACACCAGCAAAGUCCAAAUCUACUAGACACAUUCCUGCAACUUCAGACAAAAUUCUUGAUGCCCCAUAUAUUCUUGACGAUUACUAUUUAAAUUUGCUGGAUUGGGGAAAUUGUGGUUUAAUUGCUGUUCCUUUAUCACAAACAGUUUAUUUAUGGAAUGCUGAAACAGGAGCUGUUGAUGAACUGUUUGGUGAUGUUCAUGCUGGUGAAGAAGAUCUAGUUGUAGCAUGUGUAAAGUGGAUACAGGAAGGCCUUUAUUUAGCUGUUGGGUUAUCUAAUGGUUCUGUAGAGUUAUGGGAUGCUGAAUCUUCAAAACGAGUUCGAAUAAUGCAAGGUCAUGCUAGUAGAGUUGGUUCACUAGACUGGAAUAAGCAUAUAGUUACAAGUGGAGCACGCAGUGGUGCAAUUUUUAAUCACGAUGUUCGAAUUGCAAAUCAUCACACUGCUUCUUUUUUAAACCAUUCACAGGAAGUUUGUGGUUUACAAUGGUCGCCUGAUGGAAAAUUUUUGGCAAGUGGAGGAAAUGAUAAUACACUAAAUAUAUGGGAUUUUUCUUCCAUAAGUGCAAGUACCGAAAGUGUAGUUGAGAAUACAACACCUUUGUACUCUUUGACUGACCACUUAGCUGCUGUCAAGGCAGUCUCGUGGUGUCCAUGGCAACGAAAUUUAUUAGCUUCUGGUGGUGGUACACUUGAUCGACACAUUAGAAUAUGGAACACUGGAACAGGAAAUUGUUUACAAAGUUUAGAUACCAUGGCACAAAUAUCUGGUAUUCUAUGGUCGGAGAUCCACAAGGAAAUCAUAUGCUCCAGUGGCAACCAGAUGACUAUUUAUAAGUAUCCUCAGAUGACAAGAGAAACAGAUCUAAAAGGUCAUACUGGUCGAAUUCUUAAUAUAACACUUUCACCAAAUGGACAUAUAGUUGCAUCUGCUGGUGCAGAUGAAACUUUACGAUUAUGGAAGUGUUUUGAACCAGAUGUCAAAGUUGCUAAGCCUACAAAAAGAAUUCCUGCUAGUAUUUUAUCAAGUGAUAUUAUGAGAUGAGUUUUCUACAUGAGUAAAAUAUUUGAUUUUUUUUAGGAAUCGCUUAACAAGAAUUUUUUAAACUAUUUUUAUUGAAAAAAUUUUUCUUUUUUUAAUAUUAAAAGCUCUUUAUAGAGGGAUGAGUGAAGAAACUGAGAAGGAGUGUAGCGGCAAGAAUAAAGGAACUAUAAAACUGUAAUUUUAUGUGGUUUUAAAAUUUAGAAAUAGUUAAAUACUUUUAAA